CGAGGCUGUGCGUAAGCUUUGUUUUGACGAAGCAGAAAGUCUUUUAGUUUCACCUAGAAGGAUGUUUUACAGUUUUGGCCUCAGUUAAACGGGCAUUACAUGUACCUGUCAAACCACGGUGCACCUAAAUUGUCUUCAAACGUUCUCUUACUUUGAAUAACGGUAAUCAUCAAGUCAUGCCCACAUUAGGAACGUUUCAGUUACUGGUUCACUUACUUUCAAUCGCCUAAACAAUGACUACUCAGGAUAGUCUUUCCUGUGAAGUUUUUCUUGUAGAAUUAGUCGAGGAUGUUCCUGAAGCUUACACCGAUGAAGUUCAGACUCGAGAACCAGUUACUGGAGGAAUUGUCCAUGGGAAAUUUAAGUCACAUCAUAGGAAACAUGCAGCAAAAGCAACAGAUCAGGAUCAAGAGAUGAGACGAUCCCAGAGUGUUCUAUCUAUUAAGGCUUCAGGUUUUCCCAUAAUCCAGAAUGGUUCUAACAACACACUGUGUCAUGUGCAGACUUGUAAAUGUCGUAACAAGAGUUGUCUCACUUCUUCUGAUGAAGAAAACGACUCAGUCAUAAAACCCCUGGACAUAGAAGAAGACAGUCAAGGCAUCCAAGUCGACUUAAUAUUGGUUCAACUCAGCUCUGUCCAUUCUCCAAUGCCAGUCAUUCCAAAGCGCGGAUGUAUGAAUAAUUCCCGUUAUAUCUCACUCAUGACAAAGCUACACGAUCUACAAGAUAACGGGACGUUUGAGGCACAUGAACGAAUAAUACAAGAAGAGUUGGCAAGAAGGUCGCCUGAAGAUGUUGACAUGAAAGCAAUUUUAGAGAUUGAGCGCGCAAAGGCCUUUUAUUUCCAGAAUAAUCUUAAAGGUACCAAAACAAUACUAAAAUCUGUACUUAAACGGGAACUGCAGAUGAAAAACCCGGGAAUUCUGACGGGACGAGCCUUGAAUCUUUUGACGGCGGUGUACAAGCGUCAGAGAAAAUUUGGAAAUGCUAUGCGAUGCGUGGAAAAGGCACAAAAAGCUCUUGACCUUCAGGAUUCUCACGACGAUAAAGGAGAACUGUGUUACACUCGUGGCGCACUGCUUGACUCUUUACCUGCACCGAACAGUGCUCGGGACACCCGAAAAACUGAAGCGUACAAGUCUUAUCAGCGGGCAUGUCAGUACUCUGUAAACAACAAUGGAUACAUCAACACCAAAAUGGCAGAUCUGCUCCUAAAGCACUGCUUCAAGGUAGCGAACAACGACACCGACAUCUGCAAAGAGGACGUUAUGAAAGCAAAAAGGCACCUUGAUUUAACUGAAUCUAGAACGGCUGAUGGUAACAUGGGAUUAGGGACAAGAAUAAAGUAUCUUCUUUUGCGAUCUGAUCAGCACUACUUUGAACAAAACAUUGCUAUGGCUCUCGAGAAGGCUGAAGAAGCGAUGGGGCUCAUCCUCGCACAUAGGUUUGAGCUGGAACUUGAUUCUGCCGAGAAGCGCAUUAGGCGCUUGUCUGAUAUGCAAGGGCUAGAAAAAGGGGAAUGGCUCAGCAGUGAAUCGUGUUCAAGCAGUGAAGAUCAAACUGAUAGAGAAGGGGACAGCUCAUCUCUUGAGUAAUGAACACAAUGUCGAGAUCACUACUUAAAGAGUGCGGGAAUUUUGAUUAAAAUAUUGGCCAUUUUACGGUUAA
Messenger RNA from Pocillopora verrucosa, 1668 nucleotides. RefSeq lists its product as uncharacterized. Lineage: Eukaryota; Metazoa; Cnidaria; Anthozoa; Scleractinia; Pocilloporidae. The record is from RefSeq and is a predicted model, not a curated record. Gene Ontology annotation, molecular function: protein binding.